Lotus japonicus is the source of this 3317-nucleotide messenger RNA. Its product is annotated as protein NRT1/ PTR FAMILY 8.3-like. Bases 1447 to 3186 code for a protein of 579 amino acids. NCBI's taxonomy places the organism in Eukaryota, Viridiplantae, Streptophyta, Magnoliopsida, Fabales, Fabaceae. The transcript has 5 exons. Gene Ontology annotation, biological process: transmembrane transport. Gene Ontology annotation, cellular component: plant-type vacuole membrane. Gene Ontology annotation, molecular function: transmembrane transporter activity. The record is from RefSeq and is a predicted model, not a curated record.
CCAUAAACGUGUUAUCUUCUUUUCUUAGCUAAAAAAAAUCAAUCACCUUCUGAUGUUGAUGACUUACUCAAGUUUUAAUUUAGUUUUCGCUCCUAGUUCAGCUAAAAAGUAAUGUUACUUGAUUUGGAUCAGAAUAAUAUAUCACUUACUACUCAAGUUUUUCCCAUUGUUGUUGAGGCUGUGAAUUAACAGAGGGGAGUGGGGGACAAGGUAAACCAGUCAUCAUGAUGAUAAGGAAUAAAUGGAAAUUAUAUUAAUAAAUGAGGGAUGAAAACUGAGAUAUUUUUAUUUGGGUGAGCAUAAGGUUCACAAUAAUGACUAAUUGCAUUAAGCAGUAAACGGCGGACUAUAAAAGAAGAUAUUUUAUAAAUAAAAAAUUUAAUAGCACUAAAAAUACAUUUAACCCUAAACAUUUGUGUUGUUGAUAAGUCUCACAUUUAUUAGAUAUUUGACCAAGAUAGUACUUCAGAAAACAAUUUACAAGCUAGUUUUUUGGUAAAGUUAGUACCGGCUCAAAUUCUAAGAUGGUAUCAAAGUAUAUCAUAGUUUAUUGGAGACCACCCAUAUAUGAGUCAUAGACAGAUGUUCAUUCAUGCAAAUCUCAGGCUCUAGCAUUGACUAGAGAUAUGACCAAGAUAUAGUAGAACAAUCCUCACCUUUUGGUGUAUAGCUAGGUCUCUCAAAUUCUAAGAUGUGUGAAUCAAAUGAGAUGACUAGCUAAAAUAAUCUUUUCAUUAGAGUUUUGAAUUACUUGCUUUAUGCAAAUUAUGAGCAAAGGUGGGUUAAUGCGGUCGCAAUUGUGGUUGCUAUGCUGUUACAAGGACUCGAAAACCCCUUAACGUUGCAGCUGCAAUUACGAUUGCCGAGGGCACUGCUUGUCUUAUGGAAUCUCCACUCUCCCUUCCCUUUUUCAUUAUUAUUCUUUCCAAUAACUUUGCAUGAAUUCUUUUCUCAAACAAUUGGAUUCCAUUUGGUAAAUGGGGGUAAAGAGAAUAUUGCACCCACAAGUAGUAGUGGAAUUGAUUUCCUUCUACUAUUACCGGCUUGUAAUUUGUAAAUGUCAAACGAAUCUAAUUCAAAUCGUUUUCAUGCCCAUCUAUCAGAAUUUUCCAACUAGCUUCAAAUAUUCCACAACACAUUGUGGUUUAUCAUGUUUGACAAUUAUAUAACCUUCUUAUUUUAAAGAUAUAACUGUGUAUUAUAAUGCAUUUCAAUUAGUUCAAAACUUACAUAAUUACUUCAUAGACUUAUUUGACCACAAUAGAAAUGAUUGGUAAGUGGUCAUCUUAAUAAAUAUUAAAGUCUAUUGGCCUUUCAUUUUGUUCUUGUUUCUAAAAGUCUAUAAAAGGAGAACAUGUACUGGUUUUGUACAUCAGAUUGAAUUGAGGAGAAACAUAAUAGCUCUUCCACUCUCUCAGCAGGGUGUGUAUGUGAGAUAAGUUUUCAAUGUCAACUAGACACGACCAUCCUGAUGAUAAUCCUCACCCAGGAGAUGGGUCAGUUAACAUCAAGGGAGAGCUUGCUGUCAAGAGGGAAUCUGGGACGUGGAAAGCAUGCCCCUUUAUUCUAGGCAGUUUCUUUUGUGAGCGUUUGGCGUAUUACGGCAUUGCCACUAAUCUUGUUAUUUAUCUCACCACAAAACUAAAUGAAGGGACUGUCUCAGCUGCAAAAAAUGUUAACACAUUUCACGGAACAUGCUAUCUUACACCUCUCAUCGGAUCCUUCUUAGCUGAUGCUUAUUGGGGAAGAUAUUGGACCAUUACCGUGUUCUACGCAGUCUAUCUCAUUGGAAUGUGCAUAUUGAUUCUUUCAGCAACCAUUCCUGCAUUGAAGCCAGCGGAAUGUGUGAAUUCUGUCUGCACAGCAACUUUAGCUCAAAGUGUUGUAUUCUUCUUAGGACUGUAUUCUAUUGCACUAGGGACUGGUGGGAUCAAGCCAUGUAUUUGGCCCAUUGGAGCAGAUCAGUUCGAUGAUACAGAUAAUAAGGAAAGAGCAAGUAAAGGAUCCUUCUUUAAUUGGAAUUAUUUCACUAGUAACAUUGGUGCACUUAUAGGAGUCAGUGCAUUGGUUUGGAUUGAAGAAAAUAUUGGAUGGGGCCUCGGAUACGGCAUUGCUACAUCGUCUAUCGGUAUCGGAAUGAUAGUUUUCUUUCUCGGUACACCCUUAUAUAGACUUCAAAAGCCAGGGGGCAGUCCUCUUACAAGAAUAUGCCAAGUGGUUGCUGCGGCUUUACGUAAGUGGAAACUGGAGGUUCCCCAGGACAGUUUUCUCCUCUUUGAGGUAGCGGAGACGAAUUCCUCCAUUAAAGGAAGUCCUAAACUAGAGCAUAGCGAUGGAUUGAGGUUCCUAGAUAAAGCAGCAGUGCUAUCAGAUGCAGAGAAAGAGGGUGCCUCCCAAGUAUCCAAUCCAUGGAGACUUUGCACGGUAACACAGGUGGAAGAGUUGAAGAUUUUGAUCCGCUUGUUUCCAAUCUGGGCAACAGGAAUCAUCUUCUGUGCUGUUUAUGCUCAAAUGUCGUCAUUGUUUGUCGCGCAAGGGAAGAGGAUGGACAAAAAUCUUGGUUCUUUCAAAAUUCCUGCAGCCUCUCUUUCAACUUUUGCAUUAAUUGGUGUCAUUAUUUGGGUUCCCAUUUAUGAUAGGGGGAUUGUUCCAAUUGCCAAGAAAUUCACUGGCAAUGUAAAGGGCUUCUCAGACUUGCAAAGGAUGGGAAUUGGCCUGUUUCUCUCCAUUGUUUGCAUGUCAGCUGCUGCUAUAUUAGAGAGCAAGAGAUUACAAAUUGCAAAAGAGUUUGGAUUGGUUCAUAAAAAUGUUCCUGUACCACUAAGUAUAUUAUGGCAGAUACCUCAAUAUUUCUUGCUUGGUGCUGCACAGGUAUUCACCUUUGUUGGGCAGCAUGAAUUUUUCUAUGAGCAAGCACCAACCUCCAUGCGUAGUUUCUGCAGCGCAUUGGCACUUCUAACAAAUUCACUGGGGAAUUACCUGAGCACUUUGAUUCUUAUUAUUGUUGCUUUCCUCACAACAGAAGAUGGAAGUUCUGGAUGGAUAACAGAUAAUUUGAAUGAGGGUCAUCUUGACUACUUCUUUUGGCUGCUAGCUGGACUCAGUUUCUUAAACAUGUUGGUGUACAUUGUCUGUGCUAGACGGUACAAAACACAAAAGAAGGUUUAUCACAUGAGUAUUUCUUAAAGACACUAUAAGUGACUCGAAGCAUCAUAUCCAUAGUUAGCACCUUCAUCAUUGUUAGAAGCUCCACCUUUGUAUCAAUGUCUGUUGAUACUUGAUAUCAUUAUAAUCAUCAAUUCUCACUAUUGUCACUA